Marasmius oreades (fairy-ring Marasmius) is the source of this 726-nucleotide messenger RNA. RefSeq lists its product as uncharacterized. The record is from RefSeq and is a predicted model, not a curated record. Gene Ontology annotation, molecular function: ATP binding; protein kinase activity. Lineage: Eukaryota; Fungi; Basidiomycota; Agaricomycetes; Agaricales; Marasmiaceae. Gene Ontology annotation, biological process: protein phosphorylation. The transcript has 2 exons. Bases 1 to 726 code for a protein of 241 amino acids.
AUGAUUCCUACGACCACCGGUGUCAUCAAGGGCUCGAUUCGCUGGAUGGCACCCGAAGUAUACGCAUUUUCGACUGGAACCGUUGAGAAGAAUGCGAAGGAAGACAGAACACCUCGAGAUAUUUAUGCUUUCGCGUGCACGGUGCUCGAGAUCUUGACGGGGAAACCUCCUUUUUCCGGUCUUAUUGACCCGGCUGUCUUCUAUCAAGUUAGCGUUCGUCGGAUGAGACCAGAGAGACCUUCCGAAGGCUGGUGUCCCAACCACAUAUGGAACCUCGUCGAAUUAUGUUGGGAUGAGGAUCCGUUAAAACGACCUAGAACGCAUACGUACCUGCAGCAGAUAAUGCUUUCAGGCAAUCCUGACCCUGGAGGCCCUGGCUUUAAAUCGGAAGGACCUGGAACACCUAUACCACUCGACACCUCCCCUCAUCAAUUCGAUAAAUCACCACUCAUAGACUACACAGAUAUACUCGGCGACACUUCUGAAGACGAGUUCAAUAUUUUCCCUAUCGAUGACAGUCCUUACCUGAAUGCUCUUAGCACUGAUAUCAAGAAGCUUGUUCGAGAGUGGGAGAUUGUUGCACCGGCACAGCCGCGAACAUGGAUUGAAGAGAUGGUGGAUGCCAGUGGUGUUCAUGAAUGUCUGCGAAACGAAAAUCAGAAUUCUGGAGGAGUUGGAAGAGCUAGAAAUCACAAACGUAAUUCGAGGGCGAGGCGCAUUGGGUAG